This is a messenger RNA of Lindgomyces ingoldianus, 1606 nucleotides long. RefSeq names its product cytochrome P450. Bases 1 to 1275 code for a protein of 424 amino acids. Gene Ontology annotation, molecular function: iron ion binding; oxidoreductase activity, acting on paired donors, with incorporation or reduction of molecular oxygen; monooxygenase activity. NCBI's taxonomy places the organism in Eukaryota, Fungi, Ascomycota, Dothideomycetes, Pleosporales, Lindgomycetaceae. The transcript has 6 exons. The record is from RefSeq and is a predicted model, not a curated record.
AUGACGUUCGAACCUGUAACGACAAAUCUUGCCGUCCUGAAUCUAAGCUUUCUUCUCCAUCCAUUGGACACACUUCCAAUCACCGCACCCCUAUCCUAUGCCAUUUACCAAGGCUGCUUUUCCCCUCUUUCCAACACCCCCGGCCCAUUCCUCGCGAGUCUCACAAGAUGGUGGCUCGCCAAACUCUCCGUCGCCGGCAACUACAACACUUUCAUGGCGUCUUUGCACAAUAAAGAAGUCAGCAUAGCAGAUCUCACAGACAUCAAGCAAAUCUACGGCUUCGGUUCCAGAUUCCAAGAGAGUGACUGGUACGGAGUCUGGCGAGGACAUCGGAAGUUUAACGUUUUCGGGGGCCAGGAUAUGCAAGUGCACGCGCUGCAACGAAAACUAGUGGCAAGGGCUUACGCGCUGGAGAGCUUGGAGGAUUUGGAGCCGUAUGUGGACAGGUCGAUUGAAGUGUUUAUGAGGAAGAUGCAUGAGCAGUUAGAUCAGGAGAUCAAUAUGGCGGAAUGGGCUCAGCUUUCGCUUUUGACCAUGGAACCUUCCCUUCUAUCGCAACUCACCUGGCUAGGGCAAGUCCCCUGGCUAUUCUGGCUCUACGGCCUUCUCAUCCCGUACAUCGGUAACUACCUAGGUGUAAACAUGCGCCACGGCCCGCUUCGAGACUACGCUCUAAAAGCAGCUGCCGAACGGCAAAAAUGGCUAGCAGAAAAGAGAGACAUGAUCGGCCGCUUCUUUGAAACCAGUGCCACCAAACCUGAAGAAUUUGACUACAAUGCUAUUGUAAGCAUGGGUACUACGAACAUCACAGCCGGUAGCGACACCACAGCCGUCUCAACUCGAGCAAUCAUCUACCACCUACUCAAGAACCGUACCGUAAAGCAGAAACUGCUUGAAGAAAUCGACGAGUUGAGAAGGAAAGGCGAACUGGGCGACCCGGUCCGCUUUGACAAAGCAAAUAAGAUGACUUACCUCCAAGCCAUCAUGCAAGAGGGCCUUUGUAUGCAUCCCGCAGUUGGAAUGAACCUACCACGUGUGGUUCCACUUGGUGGAACGGAGAUCAACGGACAUUACUUUCCCGAGGGAAGUGUUCUAGGUGUUAUCGCGUGGGUUGUGCAUCAGAACAAAGAUGUGUAUGGUGAAGACGCAGAUCAAUUUAGACCGGAGAGAUGGCUGAAGAAGGAUGCACAUGAUAUGAGGAAGUCCAAUUGCAAGUACCGAUUCUUCUCCUUCGGCGGCGGGUCUAGAAGCUGCAUUGGGAAAAAUAUCAGUUAGCUCGAGAUGUCCAAGCUCAUCCUAACGCUCUUUUUACGCUACGGCAUUGAACUCGCCCUGCCAUGGAAGGACUGGACGCAGAUGUGCUAUUUCUUCGUGUUGAAGAAAGACUUCUUUGUUCGAUUAACACCGAGGAAAGAUCCUGCUACCGAAGCACGAGCAGGAGGACUGUUGAGGAAAUAGGCAAAAUCGUCAAUACCAAGUAUUCAAUUUGAAAUAGGGGGGUUGUGGUAGCAGAUGAGCUAGAAAUUGGCGAUAGUCAUUCAGGCAAGAAAGGAUAGGUGACUGAUUGGAUCUUAUCGUGUAACAGGUAACAUGACAGAGGUAUAAU